UAACGAUGUCUUGGAAUCUUGUUAUAUCCCUAUGCCAGCAAAGUUGAAGUUCUAGCCCUGGCUGCUCUGGAAGUAAGAGAUCAACAGUUCAGAUUGGUUGAAAUUCUUGUGAGAGGAGGGAAUGAGGCUAUCCCCAAUGAAUUCUCUUUCACUUCCUUCCCUUCCCUUCACAAGACUUUCUGCAAGUGAAACCGGAACAAACACGAUAUGGGUAUCCUUCAAAACCUCAAUUUUGUCACCAGAGACUCAAACUUUAAGCAGAGUAUUGUGUCUGAGAGCUAAAAGCAAUGGUGAGGCAGUGAUAAUUGUGGAUCAUGGGUCGCGUCGAAAAGAGUCCAAUCUCUUGCUUAAUGAAUUUGUGAAGAUGUUUAAACAUAAAACCGGUUACGAGAUUGUGGAGCCUGCUCAUAUGGAUGUUGUGAAUGAUAGGAUCAAGCAUUGCUUGAAGCACAUAUCCGGAGAUGCCGAAGAGUGUUCUGUUUGUGCUGGGACUGGAAAAUGCAGGCUCUAUAAUUCAUGAAGCAGGGUUGAAAGUCAAGGGAAUUUUAUAAACUGGGUUGCAACUAACCAAACUGAAGAUGUUGGCAACAGCCUGGUUCAGAAGAAUCAAGAUGGUUUCAUAGUCAUGGUUGGAUAUGAUACCCUGAAAGUGAUAUGAUCAGUGAGUCACAAGGAUCUUCUCCUCUUAUAUCAUGAUGAUUUCCAAAAGUUUAAGUUCAAUUUGUUCAAUUAAAAAUAAUUGCCAAGGCAAUAAUAUUGAAACUAUUGCUUGCAUAAGCAAAGUUGUAACAUUGAUUGAAUUCUUUGUAUAAUAUAUAUUCUUACGGAUGCAGUUCAACUUAGUAUAUGGCUAGUGUCGGCAACAUGUACCCUAUCCUACCCGCAGUUACCCAACCCUAUCAGGACCUGCUACGGGUAGG
This is a messenger RNA of Arachis stenosperma, 920 nucleotides long. RefSeq names its product sirohydrochlorin ferrochelatase, chloroplastic-like. The transcript has 6 exons. The record is from RefSeq and is a predicted model, not a curated record. The coding region runs from base 122 to 520 and encodes 132 amino acids. Gene Ontology annotation, molecular function: lyase activity. Lineage: Eukaryota; Viridiplantae; Streptophyta; Magnoliopsida; Fabales; Fabaceae.